This is a messenger RNA of Melospiza georgiana, 3798 nucleotides long. RefSeq names its product phospholipase C gamma 2 (gene PLCG2). Gene Ontology annotation, biological process: positive regulation of epithelial cell migration; phospholipid catabolic process; phosphatidylinositol-mediated signaling. Bases 1 to 3798 code for a protein of 1265 amino acids. The transcript has 32 exons. The record is from RefSeq and is a predicted model, not a curated record. Lineage: Eukaryota; Metazoa; Chordata; Aves; Passeriformes; Passerellidae. Gene Ontology annotation, molecular function: protein binding; phosphatidylinositol-4,5-bisphosphate phospholipase C activity.
AUGCCCAGAAAGACUAUAGACUAUGGAGUGAUGCCUGAGUAUGAGAAAAGCCAGAUCAAAAGGACCUUGGAACUGGGAACUGUUAUGACAAUAUUCAGUCUUAAGAAGAGCAGCCCAGAAAGGAGGACUAUUCAGGUGAUAAUGGAAACCAGGCAGGUGGCAUGGAGCAAGACAGCUGACAAGAUUGAAGGUUUCUUGGAUCUGAUGGAAAUAAAAGAAAUUCGCCCAGGAAAGAAUUCAAAGGACUUUGAACGUUGCAAAGCAAGGCACAGAGAAGAACACUGCUUUACUGUUUUUUAUGGAACCCAGUUUGUCCUCAACACCUUAAGUUUAGCAGCUGACUCUAAAGAUGAUACUGAUAAAUGGUUGUGUGGCUUGAAUAUCUUGUAUCAAGAGGUUAUGAGUGCUCCCACACCUGCAAUCACAGAGAGCUGGCUGAGAAAGCAGAUCUAUUCUGUUGAUCAAACUAGAAAAAAUAGCAUCAGUCUUAGAGAGCUGAAAACUGUCCUUCCCCAAGUAAACUUCAAAGUGAGCAGCAUGAAGUACUUGAAGGAUAAAUUUGCGGAAAUAGGUGCUCACAAGGAAGAGCUUACUUUUGAACAAUUUCAUUUGUUCUACAAGAAAAUCAUGUUUGAACAACAGAAAUUGAUUCUUGAUGAAUUCAAAAAGGAUUCCUCUGUUUUCAUUCUUGGAAAUACUGACCGUCCAGAUGCUUCAGCAGUUCACCUCCAUGACUUCCAGAGAUUCCUGCUCCACGAGCAGCAGGAAUCUUGGGCACAGGAUCUCAGUAAAGUCCGAGAACGAAUGACAAAGUUUAUUGAUGACACUAUGAGAGAAACUGCUGAACCUUUCCUCUUUGUUGAUGAGUUCCUCGCUUACCUAUUUGCAAAAGAAAACAGUAUUUGGGAUGAGAAAUAUGAUUCAAUAGAUGUGCAGGACAUGAAUAAUCCUUUGUCCCACUACUGGAUUUCCUCCUCUCAUAACACGUACCUGACAGGAGACCAGCUUCGCAGUGAAUCCUCCACAGAAGCUUACAUCAGGUGCCUCAGGAUGGGAUGUCGAUGUAUUGAGCUGGAUUGCUGGGAUGGUCCUGAUGGGAAACCCAUCAUUUACCAUGGAUGGACACGAACAACAAAAAUCAAAUUCGAUGAUGUAGUGCAGGCAAUCAAAGACCAUGCCUUUGUUACAUCUGAAUACCCAGUGAUUCUGUCAAUUGAAGAGCACUGCAGUGUGGAGCAGCAGCGACACAUGGCCAAAGUGUUCAAGGAGGUGUUUGGGGAUCAGCUUUUGAUGAAGCCUGUUGAAGCCAGUGCAGAUCAGCUCCCAUCACCAACCCAGCUGAAAGAAAAAAUCAUCAUCAAGCACAAAAAACUGGGGCCAAAGGGAGACAUUGAUGUGAACUUGGAAGAAAAGAAAGAAGAAAAGAAGCAACAAGGAGAACUUUACAUGUGGGACACAAUAGAACAGAAAUGGACUCGGCACUACUGCGCUAUUGCUGAUGAAAAGCUUUCAUUCAGUGAUGAUAUAGAACAGAAUGCUGAUGAUGAUUCAUCCAAGGAGGUGAAACGAACUGAACUGCACUUAAAAGAGAAAUGGUUCCAUGGGAAAAUGAAAGGGGGGAGAACAACUGCUGAGAAACUGCUCCAGGAAUAUUGUGCUGAAAUGGGUGGCAAGGAUGGGACAUUCCUGGUUAGGGAAAGUGAAGCUUUCCCUGAUGACUACACUUUGUCCUUCUGGAGGUCAGGCAGAGUCCAGCACUGCCGGAUCCGUUCCACCAGUGAUGGGGACGCUGUGAAAUACUACCUGACAGACAACCUGACCUUUGACAGCAUCUAUGAUCUCAUCCAACACUACAAGGAGGCCCACCUGCGAUGUGCUGAGUUUGAGCUACGCCUCACCGAUGCUGUGCCCAACCCCAGCCCUCACGAGACCAAAGAUUGGUACUAUAACAACUUGAGUCGGGGUGAGGCAGAAGACAUGCUCAUGCGAAUUCCUCGCGAUGGAGCCUUUCUCAUUAGGAAGAGAGAUGAACCUGAUUCUUUUGCCAUGACUUUCAGGGCAGAGGGGAAGGUGAAGCACUUCAGAAUCCAGCAGGAGGGGCGGCACUUUGUGCUGGGCACCUCGGCCUACUUUGAGAGCCUGGUGGAGUUGGUGACCUACUACGAGAAGCACCCACUGUACAGGAAGAUGAAACUGCGCUACCCCGUGACAGAGGAGCUGCUGGAGCGCUACAGCACGGAAAAAGAUAUUAAUUCCCUCUAUGAAGUCAAGAUGUAUGUGGAGCCCAGUGAAAUCACCCCCACAGUGCCUCAGAGAACAGUGAAAGCCUUGUAUGACUACAGAGCCAAAAGGAGUGAUGAAUUGAGCUUCUCUCGAGGAGCUUUAAUUCAUAAUGUCACAAAGGAAACUGGAGGCUGGUGGAAGGGGGAUUAUGGAGAAAAAGUCCAACAUUAUUUUCCAUCUAAUUAUGUUGAAGAUCUGUCAUCUGAUAACUCUGCUGAGCUUGAAAAUCAGAUCAUUGAGGACAACCCACUGGGCUCUCUGUGUCGUGGCAUCCUGGUGCUCAAUACAUACAACGUUGUGAAAAUGCCACAAGGAAAACACAAAAAGCCUUUUGUCUUCAUUCUGGAACCUAAGAAUCCAGAAGAUCCAUGUGUUGAGUUUGCAACUGAUAAAGUAGAAGAACUCUUUGAAUGGUACCAAAGUAUCCGUGAGAUCACCUGGAAAACAGCAGAAGAGGAGAACAGGAGGAAAUACUGGGAAAAGAAUCAGUUAAUUGCCAUUGAAUUAUCUGAUCUAGUAAUCUACUGCAAGCCAACGAGCAAAACCAAGGACAAUUUAGACAAUCCUGAUUUCAGAGAAAUCCGUUCUUUUGUGGAAACCAAGGCAGAGAGCAUUGUGAAGCAAAAGCCACUGGAGCUGUUGAAGUACAACCUGAAGGGGCUGACUCGUGUCUACCCCAAAGGACAGAGGGUUGACUCAUCCAACUAUGACCCAUUUCGCCUCUGGCUUUGUGGCUCCCAGAUGGUGGCUCUGAACUUCCAAACUCCAGAUAAAUACAUGCAGUUGAACCAUGCCUUGUUUUCCCUGAAUGGACGCACUGGCUACGUGCUGCAGCCAGAGAGCAUGAGAAAUGAGGAGUAUGACCCAAUGCCAAAUGACUCCAAGAGGAAAUUGCAGAUGAUUAUGACAGUUAGGGUUUUGGGUGCUCGUCAUCUCCCUAAACUUGGUAGAAGCAUUGCCUGUCCCUUUGUAGAGGUUGAAAUUUGUGGGGCUGAAUAUGACAACAGCAAAUUCAAGACAACAGUUGUGAAUGACAAUGGCCUUAAUCCAAUUUGGGCACCUUAUGCAGAGCAAGUGAGAUUUGAAAUUUACGACCCAAAUCUGGCGUUCCUGCGCUUCGUUGUUUAUGAGGAGGAUAUGUUCAGUGAUCCCAACUUCUUAGCACAUGCCACUUUUCCCAUCAAAGGAAUCAAAUCAGGUUUUAGGUCAGUUCCUCUCAAGAAUGGCUACAGUGAAGAUAUCGAGCUGGCCUCGCUGCUGGUGCACUGUGAGAUGCAACAAGUUCUGGAAAGUGAAGAGGAGCUUUAUUCCUCCUGUCGGCAGCUUCGGAAGCGCCAGGAGGAGCUGAACACCCAGCUGUUCCUCUAUGACAGCCACAUGAACCUGAGGAACCCCAGCAGGGAUGCAAUUCUGAAAGAAUUCAACGUCAAUGAGCACAAACUACAGAUUUAUCAGGAGACUUGCAACCGCAGAUUAAAGGAGAAGAAAGUCAGUAACAGCAAAUUCUACUCUUAG